AUCUCCUAUUGCCAAUAAUCCGUUAGGGCGGGGGCAUACAUAUAGCAGUGCGAAAACUAUGGUUUAAUGGUGCCACCCAUAUUUUGGGGAAUUGUAAUAUUCAGGACAAUCUCUACUCUUUACCACAACGAUAAACCACAAGUGCCCGUAGCUACCUUUUAAUUUUGCGCGUUCCCGUAACAGUGUCCGCCAUUUUGAUAAAAAAAUAUGACAGCAUCCUUGUCUGUCUUGCUGCAAUCUUGAGGGUAAAAGCGACAAUUAAUUUACUGGCGCUGGGAUUGAUUGUACUAUACACGGGUGGAAGGGUCAGGCAGCCUCUGGUGAGCUGUCAAAGAAACACUCGCCAGAUUACUGACAGAUUUGGUUGAUGGGGCGUGCAGCACCAGUUGACUGGCUUGGAAUAUAAACAAACUGCUCAACCAGCUACUUUAGCAGACUGACACAGACGCCCUGGAGCUAAAUGACAAGUGUGUGUGCGCCAAUGGUGAGUGUGUAAUCGUCCAUGCAGAUGACCAUUCCUUCCUGGGUCUAUGAGACAAAUGACUGAAGAGGUCUGACCAAGGACACACAUUAAUUAGCUGCAGCCAUGUUCUGGAAGUUUGACCUGCACAUGUCAUCCCAGCUGGAGGCCCUGCUGGAGAAGGAUGAUGUCACACUCACUGAGCUCAUGGAGGAGGAGGACGUACUACAGGAGUGCAAGGCCCAGAACCACAGGCUGCUUGUCUUCCUGUCCCAGGACACCUGCAUGCAGGAGCUGCUGCACCUCAUCACCACAGAGCCCCCUGCUGGCCUGGAAGAAACAAGACGUUUUAAGCACCCUAACAUAGCGUGUGAGCUGCUGACGAGUGAUGUGGGGGUGAUAAAUGAUAAGCUGGGUGGAGAGAAGCUCCUGCUGGAUACCCUGUACUCUUUCCUGGAGCAGCCCCCUCCCCUCAACCCCCUUCUUGCGUCCUUCUUCAGCAAGACCAUCGGAAACCUCAUCACACGCAAGACCGAACAGGUGAUCUCCUUUCUGCGGGGAAAGGAGGGUUUCCUGGGUCUGGUCCUGAAUCACAUCAACACAUCAGCCAUGAUGGACCUCCUGCUACGCCUCAUCAGCUGUGUAGAGCCUGCUCCUCUCAGACAGGAUACACUCAACUGGUUAAAUGAAGAGCAGCUGGCCCAGAGGCUUAUAGAGCUCAUCCACCCUGGGAAAGAUGAGGAGAAACAGUCAAAUGCAUCCCAGACUGUGUGUGACAUCAUCCGUCUCAGCAGAGACCAGGCCAAUCAGCUCCAAGAGAACUCUGAGGCUGACCCUCUGCUUGCCGUGCUGGAGUCGCAGGAGUGUGUGGGUCAGCUGCUGGACAACAUGUUUGUGGGAGAGAGGACAGAGAGCUGUGUUAUCUGUGGAACUCAAAUCCUUCUAACCUUACUGGAAAUCAGGAGGCCAGGGGUGGAGGGUAUGUUGGAUGUGUGUGUUCAGGGACAUGAGAGGUGUGUCAACAGUAGCAUCCUGCAGGCCAUCCAACCCCACCUCACACACUACCACCAACUACUGCUGGAUCCGCCCAGGGUGACCCCCAUGCUUACCAGUCUAGGUGUGUUGGAGGUGCCACUGGGUAACUGUCGUCUCCAUGUGGCCAGACUGAUGGCCUCUCUGCUACAGACCACUAACACCAGUUAUUACAUUUGUUGUAACAACACCAUUUAUAACAACACUGUCACACUGGAGCUCUGCAGACUCAACACCAUAAACAUUUUACUGGACCUGUUCUUUAAGUACACCUGGAAUAACUUCCUGCACUUCCAAGUGGAGCUGUGUGUGGCAGCCAUCCUCAGCCACUCUGCCCAGGAGCAGAGACCCCUGGUUACCCAGGAAAAUCCCAGGCUUCAGCAGGAGCCCCAGGAGAAGCAGGCCUCGCCUGGCCCUACACUCCCACUGCCCUCUGUUCCUCCCGACAUCUCCACACACAACCCACUGGUGACCCAUUUGUUUCAGGACUGUCGUCUGGUUCUGAGGAUAUUGGAGGCCUGGGAGGAGAAUGAUAAGAUGCAGGCGGAGGGGGGCAUGAGGAGAGGCUACAUGGGUCACCUGACUAGGAUCGCCAACACUGUAGUCUGUAGCAUGGAGAAAGGACCAGUACACAGCCAGAUCAGCAGCCUUAUUACAGAGCUGCUUGUGGAUUGCAAGGGGCGCUGGGAGACCUUUGUAGACCAGGCCCUGACAGAGAUCAACAGGAAGAACACUGUAGACCUGGUGUCUCACAACCUGCGCUCCUCCAGUGAAGACGAUGAUCGACAGAGUCCCUUCCCCAAAGAGCUGUCACUGCAACAAACAUUCUCAGACUACCAGAUCCAGCAGAUCACUGCUAACUUUGUGGAUCAGUUUGGCUUCAAUGACGACGAGUUCUCAGAACACGGCGACAACAUCAAUGCCACCUUUGACCGGAUCGCAGAGAUUAACUUCAACGUGGACACAGAGGACACUGCUAAGACUGCAGCAUUUGAGGCCUGCACCAAGGAGAAGAUCCAGUCGUUUGAUGACAACGAAGAGGAAGAUAUCUGGGAGGAGAGAGAGAUCAACUAUACUACACACACAAAGUCUAGGACCAGGUUUGGGGGGUCACGGACGUCUGUUGGAGCAGCUCAGAGUGAUGGGGUGAGCGAUACUGCUGGUUGCUCAACAGGUUCUGAAACGGAGGAGUGGGAGGUGCCUAUUGAGGUCACAGGUCAGACAGAACACAGCAAGAACAUCAGCCAGACUGAGAAUAUCAGCCAGACUGAGACUGCACAGAACCCUGGCUGGGCGGCUAGUUUCGGGGAGGUGAACUCUAAGGCCCCCUCUCCUGGAGUGGGCAUGGAUCCAUGGGCUAACCCCACCCCCAAGUCUGGAGUGGGCGUAGACCUAUGGGGUAGCCCUGCCCCCACACCUGGAGUGGGCUUAGACCCGUGGGGUAGCCCCGCCUCUAAAUCAGGAGUGGGCGUAGACCCAUGGGGUAGCCCCACCCCCAAGUCCGAAGUGGGCGUCGACUCAUGGGACAGCCCUGCCCCCAAGUCAGAAGUGGGCGUGGAUGCAUGGGGCAGCCCCGCCCCCCAACCCAUAACUGCAGAGAAGGGCUGGGCCAAGUUCACUGACUUUCAGCCGUUCUGCUGUUCAGAGACAGGUCCGAGGUGCACUUCUCCAGUAGACUCCGAGAUCUGUGGGUCAGACAAAACAAAACCCAGCCAAGACAAGAACUCUUGUGUGUGGAGUGUGUGUGUGGCGAGGAAGGCUCCCCUGGUAGCAUCAGACAGCUCUUCAUCAGGAGGCUCAGAAAGUGAUGAAGAGGACAAGACUGAAUCUCUUACUAUGGAGACGGUAUCCAAGGAAAUGGUCACUACAGAGACCGUUGUUACAACCGCCGGACGGGAGACCAUCAGACUUAGGAUGGACGCCAACAACGAGAGAGCUGUCUUCACCAGAGUGUUUCAUCCUGCAGUCAGAGGUGAGGCUGACAUGAGAGAGAAAGAGAAGAUGAAGGAGAAAGAGAGGGUGAUGGGUGGAGGAGACCCUCUCAAUGCCACCGCUGCUCCCCUCAAAAUCCGGCCUGCCACCGUCACAAAAGACACACCAUCCUUGGCAAACGGACCGGCCUAGUACUACGGUACCACGACACACACAUACACACUCCACUUCCCAACAACACUCCAUGCCAUGCAACGUCUUGUAUCGUGAGCAGUGCUGCCCUGUCAUAGGUCUGUGUCUAGGACAUCUACGGUGGCUGAGAGAGUCAAAAACGGAAGAGAAAAGCCAUUCCGGAAGCCAAACAACAGCUCCUAAACACAAGUUUAUAAACAGAUUCAUGUGAUGUUUGUCCCUGCCCUACUGCUGUAGUCUCUCCUAGACACCUAUCACCACACUGCGACGUGUGUGUGUGUGUGUGUGUGUGUGUGUGUGUGUGUGUGUGUGUGUGUGUGUGUGUGUGUGUGUGUGAGAUCCAGCUUUAUGUAGUCUUGUUAGUUCUUGGCUCAGCCAGUUUUUUUUUACACUUUAAGUCGAGAAGACGCUCCAUUCCCGCUGUAGUCACAUCAUCAGCGCAGAGUAGUCUGAGGAGGGGAAUGAGUAGUCAGUACUGACUGUAAGAUCUUCAAAGACAGUGUGUUCCUAGUUUUUUUUUUUUUUUUACUCAAUCAUUUCAGCAUAGAAAAUCCAGCCUGUUUAUGAAAAUUCUCCACUAUCUUUCUCCCUCUCUGUGUGGACUAUUCCGUCUGUUCUCCCUCUCUGUGUGGACUAUUACAGGUAGUGAAAAUAUUGAUUCUGUCUCUUCUUUCUCUUUGUGUGGGAGAUUUGGAAUAUAUAUUCUCAGGUUAAAAGAGCAGUUCUGUGGAUGUGAUGAAAGCACACCUGUGUGACGUCACACACAGCAUGAGUACACACACAUACAGUUUGAUUAUUCACACACACACAAAGCUUGAGGCAUACACACUCCACUGUAUGAGUGUAUACACACAAACACAGAGUUUGCGCAGACAAGCACUCACACCCUUCCAUAUCACCCCUCCACAGAGCUGUGUAAAUGUAAUAUUGUGACCUUUGAACCUUCUAUUAGGUUGUGGUAUAAUGUAAACGUAUUAUAAUGUAAACAGUAUAUAUAUAUAAACACGUAUCUAUUUUUGGUAUCAAUUCAGAUGUAUCGGAAAGCGGAUGUUUAGCAGGUUGCUGUGUGUGUGUGUGUGUGUGUGUGUGUGUGUGUGUGUGUGUGUGUGUGUGUGUGUGUGUGUGUGUUUAUAAUGGUGAAAUGAGGCAAUAAUGACAUCUGUGUUAUGGUUUUUACCCCAGCAUCAGACCCUGAUACAUGCUUCCUCCUGGGUGUGUGUGUGGGUACAUGUAUGUAUAUGUUUAAUGUAUUGGAAAUGUCUUCCAUAUCCAAUUCCUCAUGCUAUAUCAUCUUAUCAGUAUCUAAAGCGGUCUCUCUCCCUUCUCUCAUUUAGAGCAUGUCAUUCAGGUAUGACUUAGUGAAGUUAGUUUCUGUUGUGUGGUUUUAUGUUUAAAGCACUUUGUGAUGGUGGUCAGAACCAUCAAGGUAUUUUACUCACUGCUGAGGAAGAGGUUUGACUUAAAGGAAUCAGUGAGUUAUUACAAAAUCUUAAUAAUAUUUGUAUGUGAUAUGACGAUUUGAUCCACCUAUUGUGAUGCCAAAGUGGGCUAGAGACUAAUGAAAUUGGCUAGAUUUGGGACAGGGAGAGGGGUCCACCCUGAUAAAGCUAACCAGAGUUGUGUACAGAGUUACGUCAUACCUUCACCCCAACACCACACACUGCAUCUGACUCAUACCACACCACACACUGCAUCUGACCCAUACCACACCACACACUGCAUCUGACCCAUACAAAACCACACACUGCAUCUGACCCAUACAAAACCACACACUGCAUCUGACCCAUACAACACCACACACUGCAUCUGACCCAUACAAAACCACACACUGCAUCUGACCCAUACAACACCACACACUGCAUCUGACCCAUACAACACCACACACUGCAUCUGACCCAUACCACACCACACACUGCAUCUGACCCAUACAAAACCACACACUGCAUCUGACCCAUACCACACCACACACUGCAUCUGACCCAUACAAAACCACACACUGCAUCUGACCCAUACAACACCACACACUGCAUCUGACCCAUACAAAAACCACACACUGCAUCUGACCCAUACAACACCACACACUGCAUCUGACCCAUACAACACCACACACUGCAUCUGACCCAUACAACACCACACACUGCAUCUGACCCAUACAACACCACACACUGCAUCUGACCCAUACAACACCACACACUGCAUCUGACCCAUACAACACCACACACUGCAUCUGACCCAUACAACACCAGACACUGCAUCUGACCCAUACA
Messenger RNA from Oncorhynchus tshawytscha (Chinook salmon), 5883 nucleotides. RefSeq names its product serine/threonine-protein phosphatase 6 regulatory subunit 2. The record is from RefSeq and is a predicted model, not a curated record. Bases 587 to 3616 code for a protein of 1009 amino acids. Gene Ontology annotation, molecular function: protein phosphatase binding; protein phosphatase regulator activity. Lineage: Eukaryota; Metazoa; Chordata; Actinopteri; Salmoniformes; Salmonidae. The transcript has 26 exons. Gene Ontology annotation, cellular component: nucleus; cytosol.